AUGUCGACAAUGAUGUUUGUCGAUCACUAUGCGGUAUUAGGCGUCAAACGCAACGCAUCAAGCAAGGAGAUCAACAUUGCUUGGAAACAGUUCGCUCUGAAAUAUCACCCGGACAAGUGCAAUGGCAAUAAAGCCAUCGAGGAAUUCCUCAAGGGCCUGGAGGCUGCAGAGACGCUCCGUGACCCUCAACGACGUGAGCAUUACGACAAAGAACUCAAAGCCCAUGAUUCGCGCUAUCGGACCGGUUGGGCGGGCAGGAAGCAUCAUCCACCUCGAACCUCUCCUGCCCAUUCCUCGCCGCUGAACCCGCAAUCUCAUUACUCCGGUGAUCCAGGAGACCGGACGGACCCUCAACGCAGUUGGAACCAAACCGGCAAUAGAAACGACUACCAUGGUCCCACGCCCAAAUACAGCGAGGCACAGAUGGACAUGAUAUUCGAGACUGUCAAGAGAAGAGAGAGGGAACGCAUCGCCGCAGAGAAACAGAAAGUGCGACAGGCUGAAGCCGAAGUGAAGCAAAACCAACGAGAGACCGAUCAAGAGAUGCACGCAUGGGAAACCGAUAACUGCCUCUCCGGUGAUCUCGGGGCCCAGAAGGCACAGGCUCAGCGGCACGAAGGUUGCAACUGGCGUGACUCAACUCUUGAUUCCCCGACCGACUGGGAUGACAGCUCAAGUGACUCGGAUGGAGGAAUGCCCCUUUGA
Penicillium brasilianum is the source of this 705-nucleotide messenger RNA. The record is from the annotation of a GenBank genome assembly. NCBI's taxonomy places the organism in Eukaryota, Fungi, Ascomycota, Eurotiomycetes, Eurotiales, Aspergillaceae.